Neodiprion fabricii is the source of this 363-nucleotide messenger RNA. RefSeq lists its product as uncharacterized. The transcript is spliced from 2 exons. The record is from RefSeq and is a predicted model, not a curated record. Bases 1 to 363 code for a protein of 120 amino acids. Lineage: Eukaryota; Metazoa; Arthropoda; Insecta; Hymenoptera; Diprionidae.
AUGGCAGAGAAGGUGGGAGACCAGAACGCGCUCAGCGGGCACGGAUGCUUCAAUGCAUACCUGAGCAGAUUCGGGAAACGUAAAGACGCGCACUGCGACCACUGCGACAGCGUGUACGACGACGUCCACCAUACGCUAUUCGAAUGCCCGGCAUGGGACACAAAGCGUAUGGCGGGACUGACGAAGAGUGGCGUGCCAUUGACGGCGGACGCAAUCGCCGAAGAGAUGUUGAAAGACGAGAAAGGAUGGGGCAGGAUCUCGACGGCCAUCACCAGUAUCCUGAGGGCAAAGAGGCACACCGAGAGGAGACUCCAGGCGAUGGCUACACGACAGCCGGGAGCACUCAAUGAGAGCGGUGGCUGA